UGUCACUCCUCUUGUGCCCGCCCCCUGACAGGCCAAGUAGCUGGAACUUGAGCCCCGCCCGCYGUGAGGCUUCUGAGUGGAGCUGGAGCCAGUCAGAGGCCAGAGCCUGGAUGCCGGAGCAUUGCCCACCUGCCGGUGAGCCCACAGGAGCUACAGCUCUGACCCUCUAACCUGUGCUCUGUGAGCCACCGAGACUGAACCAAGUGGCGAAGCUACACCACCAGCCAGCAGUGCCCCUGGAGCAGUGACAGCACAGGAGAUUCUCUGGCGUGGGGGGAAGGGGAGGAAGGAGGAAAAACAAAGGCGAGUGAACGAGCAAGCGAGCGAGCGAGCGCAGAGAGCCUUGCACCGCCCUCCCUGUGCCUGCCCACGAUGUGUCAGUCAGAGGCGCGGCGAGGACCAGAGCUCCGAGCAGCAGCGAAAUGGUUGCACUUCCCCCAGCUGGCCCUGCGAAGGAGGCUAGGCCAGCUGAGCUGCAUGUCCAGACCUGCUUUGAAACUGCGCUCCUGGCCCUUGACUGUUCUCUACUACCUCCUGCCCUUUGGUGCUCUCAGGCCACUCAGCCGGGUGGGAUGGAGGCCUGUGAGCAGGGUGGCCCUGUACAAGUCAGUGCCAACACGUUUGCUGUCACGGGCCUGGGGUCGCCUCAACCAGGUGGAGCUGCCGCACUGGCUGCGCAGGCCUGUCUAUAGCCUGUACAUCUGGACCUUCGGGGUGAACAUGAAGGAGGCUGCUGUGGAGGACUUGCACCACUACCGCAACCUCAGUGAAUUCUUCCGGCGCAAGCUGAAGCCACAGGCCCGGCCUGUCUCUGGGCUGCACAGUGUGAUCAGCCCAUCGGAUGGGAAGAUCCUCAACUUCGGGCAGGUGAAGAACUGUGAGGUGGAGCAGGUGAAGGGGGUCACUUAUUCCUUGGAGUCAUUCCUGGGCCCUCGCACCUACAUGGAAGACCUGCCUUUCCCACCAGCCUCUUCAUGUGACUCCUUCAGGAACCAGCUGGUUACCCGGGAAGGGAAUGAACUCUACCACUGUGUCAUAUACCUGGCCCCUGGGGACUACCACUGCUUCCACUCCCCCACUGACUGGACUGUCUCCCAUCGGCGCCACUUCCCAGGCUCCCUGAUGUCAGUGAACCCUGGCAUGGCUCGAUGGAUCAAAGAGCUCUUCUGCCAUAACGAACGGGUAGUUUUGACAGGAGACUGGAAACAUGGCUUCUUCUCGCUGACAGCUGUGGGGGCCACCAACGUGGGCUCCAUUCGCAUCUACUUUGACAGGGACCUGCACACAAACAGCCCAAGGUACAGCAAGGGGUCCUACAACGACUUCAGCUUUGUGACGCACACCAACAAAGAGGGAGUCCCCAUGCGCAAGGGUGAGCAUCUGGGCGAAUUCAACUUGGGCUCCACCAUUGUGCUCAUCUUCGAGGCCCCCAAGGACUUCAAUUUCAGGCUGAAAGCAGGGCAGAAGAUCCGUUUUGGGGAGGCAUUGGGCUCCCUCUAGGUCUUCCUUCUGCCUACAACUGCCAAUGCAUCUAAGGGAACUAAGGGUCUUUUAUAGAAGCCCCCAGGGGUGUCUAGGCAAGGGAAUCACCUCAGGUGUGUGUGGGAAGGUCGAUCCAGUAGAACCUGGAUGAUUUGCUACUGCCUGUCCCAGAGGUGCAGACAAAAGAUUCUGAAUCCUCACGAGGCAGCCAGAACCAGUCAUGCCUGCGACCUACMCUUCAGAGAGAAAAAGUAUAGGUGUGGAUAACCUCACAAUCACAUUUGGAUCUUUUUUAAAUGUUGUAUAAACUGGAGAUUCUUCUCUCCUGGUUGGUCUUGGAUAUUGUUAGGCGAUGCUAAGUGCGAACAUGCCCUCUAACCUCCCCAUAACUGGAGAGUUUUGUUGGACCCUUUGGCUUUUUCUGGUCUUGUGCCUCUUGUCCCUUUACCUCCCAUAGUGCACAGRAUGAGCUGCCUCUUUGGCUAGGAUUGUGGACCCUCCCUCCCUCCCAGAGCAGGCCACACAGACUUCAUGACAACUACUUUCUGUUCCCAAAMUUGCCUCACCCAGCUUGAUGGAAAAGCAAAAUCUUUCUUUGCAUUUGGGGCUUGACUGCAUUGCUCUGGACUCUUGCCAGGAUCUUCUGAGGAUGGUAACUAUGACACGGACCUUUGUAGGCCCUGAGGAAUGACCUUCCAGAGCUUCCUUGCAGCAGGCAAGGCCAGUUACUGUCCCACCUGGUGGCUAGGCUGAAUGGGGCAGGCAGGAGGGGUAGAAGCCUAGUUUGAGCUGGCAUCACUGUUUCCAGAUCCAGCUCUACAUGAAGUAUGGGAAAUUGCUGUUGUUCCAAGGACUGUGUYGGAGGCUAAAAGUGUAUGGUGGGUCAGUACUAGAAAACCUGUCCCAGGUGACAGGUAUGUAGGCCUUGAGCAGUGGUGGGGACAGUCAGGUUACCUGUUGAUCCUGUGAAUUUCUCCUCCAGGGGAAG
Molecule: messenger RNA, 2470 nt
Organism: Urocitellus parryii (Arctic ground squirrel)
Lineage: Eukaryota; Metazoa; Chordata; Mammalia; Rodentia; Sciuridae
Source: RefSeq, a predicted model, not a curated record